AUGGUUGAAACUAGUGCGGAUAAUUCUGCUGCCUGUGAUGGUCCUAAUUUUUGUAUUCGAUGCAAAAAUAAGGUUGGUACAGGGAUUAGAUGCAUAAAAUGUGGAACUCUUUCUCAUAAAAGCUGUUUAAAUAAGUUAAAGACAGUAGUAAUUAUUGAUAAUUAUACGUGUAUUUGUUGCGAGAAUACAGAUAAGGUAGGAAAUAUGUUGAAUAGGAGUACCUCCGAAUCUGAUAUUAAUGACAAACAUAUUGUCGAAAAUAUUAAUGCUGAUGUUGAAAUCUUUAAAGUUAAGCUAAAACACCUAGAAAAUAUCUUGAAAGAAAAGGACGAUAUAAUUAAAUAUCAGGAUAUCGCAAUCAAGUCGCUAAAUGAUCAGAUUGACCUAAUGAAAAAGGUCAACCACAUGUUUAAUGCUCAAGAACAUAUCCAGCAGAUACUACCUAAACAACAAAGUAAAUUUACCAAUGGCCCUCCAAGACAACCGAUGCUAAAAACACCUAACGUCACUUGCCAACCUAAUAAAAAGCCUAUUCAAGUCCAAGAAGUUAAUGCAGCUUUAGAAUCAAUAACUACCAAGCAACUCUGUGAUAAUUUCAUAAAUAUCCAGAAUGACACACUGCAAAGAACAACAAAACCAAAGAAUAUAUUAAUAGGCAACGGCAGUUCCACGAAUAAGUGCCCUUUCAAAGCUGCUCCAAAGAAUGUCAUGCGACAUUAUCAUGUAACCAACAUGGAAGUGGACGUAGAUGUUAAGGAACUUGAACGUUAUCUCAAAAACUAUGCUCCAGAUGUUACUAUGGGCAAAGACAACAACCCCGAAACAGCUAGUAAAUGUAAAAGAUGCAGCCAAGGCGCAAAAGUAGGUCUUCGUUGCGUGACUUGUGGGAAUAUUUCACAUGAAAGCUGCCUAAAAAAAUUGAAAAACAUUAUUUAUUUGGAUAACCAGACAAUAAAUUGUUGUUCCGACAUAAGUGAAAAUAACAGUGCUAACAACAACGGCACAAAUGGUUUGAAUGGCCUGCCUUCUAGCUCAAACCUAAAUGAAAUUUUAGAGUUAAAACUGAAACAUUCAGAAGAUAUGCUGACACAAAAAGACCUUACUAUUCAAAAUCAACAGAUCGCUAUUAGAUCACUUCAAGCCCAAAUUGAUUUCAUGAAUAAAGAAAUAACACAACUUAAAAAAAUUAACAGCAAUCAAGAUACUUCAAAAACACUUGUUUCUUCUGUACCCCACAUAUCUUCCGAUUUUCCAAAGGAUCAGAAUGCUAAUAUUAAAAGAAAUAAUACAUUUUCUUCCGCAACAGUUUCAGGAGCCCUCCAUCAGGCAGCAGCUACUGGUAUUUGUUUAGACAUUAUAAACUUAAACAAAGAUCAACCUGUUUCAACUAAUAGCCGAUUUUUAAAUAAGCCGAAAAAUGUACUUAUCGGCACCAUGCAUGGUACAAACCCCAACUUAAUGGCGGCUAGACAGGAAAUCAUGAAGUUCUUCCACUCAACUAAUUGGAGUCCAAGUGCAAAUGCAGAUACAGUUAAAACUCAUCUUAGGGUCAUUGACAAUCGCAUAGAAGUUUUUAAGCUAAAUUCUAGAGCGCCUGAGAAAUACACUUCUUACAAAAUCUCAGUGCCCGCUAGCGUGGUUCCAAAAAUAUUAAAUCCUGAAGUGUGGCCUGAAGGAGUUUACUUAAAUGAGUUUUUUCAUGCCAACAUAGCGUUAUCGGAUGUAACUGAUAUAUGUGAGGGAUUUCUUCUCAGAGUCGCUGUCCUUAAUAAAGGAGCGCUCCUUCUUACUACUGUCAAGGUGCCCUCCCCAGAAUCCGUAGGGCUGACUGCCAAAACAGCACAGGAUUGUGAACCACUGGUUCUACCUGCCUGGAGUACUUUUCCAUUUCGUUUUAUACUUGACAUCAUGGACAAUUUAAUAUUCUUUUUUCUUUAUCCUGGCUUUAAUAUUAUAUAG
Psylliodes chrysocephalus is the source of this 1959-nucleotide messenger RNA. The record is from the annotation of a GenBank genome assembly. NCBI's taxonomy places the organism in Eukaryota, Metazoa, Arthropoda, Insecta, Coleoptera, Chrysomelidae.